Molecule: messenger RNA, 3037 nt
Organism: Galeopterus variegatus (Sunda flying lemur)
Lineage: Eukaryota; Metazoa; Chordata; Mammalia; Dermoptera; Cynocephalidae
Product: myosin regulatory light chain 12B
Exons: 4
Coding region: 61-579 (172 amino acids)
Cellular component (GO): myofibril; stress fiber; cytoplasm
Molecular function (GO): calcium ion binding
Source: RefSeq, a predicted model, not a curated record
GGUCGCCUCCCGCAGGAAAGUGCCCCUUCUGGUGUCUGGCACCGGAAUUAAACAGCCACCAUGUCGAGCAAAAAAGCAAAGACCAAGACCACCAAGAAGCGCCCUCAGCGCGCAACAUCCAACGUGUUUGCCAUGUUUGACCAGUCACAGAUUCAGGAGUUCAAAGAGGCCUUCAACAUGAUUGAUCAGAACAGAGAUGGCUUCAUCGACAAGGAAGAUUUGCAUGAUAUGCUUGCUUCUCUAGGGAAGAAUCCCACUGACGCAUACCUGGAUGCCAUGAUGAAUGAGGCCCCGGGGCCCAUCAAUUUCACCAUGUUUCUCACCAUGUUUGGUGAGAAGUUGAAUGGCACAGAUCCCGAAGAUGUCAUCAGAAAUGCUUUCGCUUGCUUUGAUGAAGAAGCAACUGGCACCAUCCAGGAGGAUUACCUGAGAGAGCUGCUGACAACCAUGGGAGAUCGGUUUACAGAUGAGGAAGUGGAUGAGCUGUACAGAGAAGCACCUAUUGACAAAAAGGGGAAUUUCAAUUACAUUGAGUUCACCCGCAUCCUUAAACAUGGAGCAAAAGACAAGGAUGACUGAAAGGACUUCAGCUAAAACCUUCCAAUUAUGUUUUCUUACUCUAUUUUAUUUCCCAGAUACUUCCCACCUUCACAAAACCUGUUGCAUGCAGUUUAGUUUCACAGCUUUACCUUUUUUUUUUUUUUUUUUGAUGUUUUUAUUCUAGACCUUCCUGCCACUUAGCACUUGUAUAAUCAGACUGGAAAUAGAGAUGAGGUUAUGAAUUGUAUUGAAAAGAGAUUGCGAAUAAAAUCAACAAAUGUGAAAGCCCAGGAAAAUAUACCCGUAUUUCUGAUUCAGCUGGAUUUUUACAUUUUUAUAUAAUAAAAGUACUAUUUGAAAUAAAGAUUAUGCUGACUCAAAUAGAAUAUAAUGGCAAGUUAAACAAAUGAGUGGUAGUUACGAUUAGUCCUUUUUUCAGGUUUUCAGCUUCACAUAAUACAUUUUUGGAAACUGAUUUUUCACAUAUAUGGGACAGUGUUCUUCAGAACUUUUAAGUACACUUUAACAUAGUUAUGCAGUAAACUAGUUAUGCCUUUGUUUUUUUCAGGCUUUGGGUAAGUCAUGUUUAAACUAUUAAAUGAUAAAUACAGAAUGUAUCUGGGAAAACAUUAAGCAUUUUAUUGAUCUAAGAUUUUAAGAAGUUGAGGCAAAAUUCUGAAGAAAAGAAUAGUUAUUUACUGUGUGUGGAACAUUGCACAUAUACAACUUUCAUUGAAUUCUCCAACAACCUUAUGAGAUAGAUUUUUUAUUAGCCCUGUAUUUCAAGUGGGGAGACUGAGUUCAGAGUAGUUGAGUAAUUGAUCAGUCACUAUUAGUGAGAGUUGCAAUUCCAACCUAGGGCAUAUAACUUCAGAGCUUAUAGUACUGGAACCACAGUGCUGUCUCUAUGAAAGCCCCAAAUGCCUGAGUCAAGACAUUUCCAUUAUGUUACAAUUCUGUAGUCAUUACUGAAAUUUAAACUAAUAUUGGGGUAAUUGAUUAUUUGAACACAAUUUCAGAAAAUUCUAUCCCAGGUGGAAAAAAAAGAUGAUUAAAAGCAAUGCUAUUGUAUAUUUGAUGGCAGUUCAUGUAGUAUAGACUAGGAAAGGACUGAAAGACAUAGACAAGGCUGCUAUGAGCUCAUUUUAAAUCCUUGAGGCCAAGCAAUAUGAGUAAGAGGAAAAUCUAAAAAAGGAAAAAAAUUUAUUAAAAAAAUUUCCCCAAAUUAUUCAAUAUCUGUCCUCCUAAAAGUGCUGUAUUUCUAUUUUAUCUGCUUAAAAUCGGUGCAUUUAUCUAUUGUUUAACAUUCAUGCUUUACAGCUUGGUGCAGUAGGCUAAUCUGUUUACUUGCUGUAGUAAUUUGGGCUUUUUAUCAUCUCUGAAAUGAGGGAGCAGUUCAACUCUUGUGGUCUAGUGCAGUGUUUUGCAGUUCAUAACAAACUUUCACAUUUAUUACCUAAUCCUCAUGGCCCAUGAAGUAUUAGUCCUACUUUUUAUUGAUAGAGCUGAAGGUUUUAGAAAAACUGAAGCUCCUGUGCAAGGCCCAACAAGUACAAAGAAUCUACAUCUGGUUCCCUUUUCCACUUAGAAGCUAAGGUCACCAUGAAGUAUCACAGAACCAGAUGGAGAAUUGCUGUAUAUUUAAGGAAUGGGAAAAAAUGUAUAGUGGGGAAAUCUUGAUCAUCAUUAAACCACUACUUAUCAAUCACCUAUUUUGUGCCAGGUACAGUCUAAAUGUUGAGGACCACUGGGGGGCAGGACAGACGUGGAUGCUGUCCUCAUGGACUCACAUUGUCUAGCAAGAGACACAGAUCAGACAGAUACUAUUUGGAGAACCGAACACCCGUGCAGAAGGUGGUCAGGGAAGGCCCCUCAAAGAUGUUCAGCUGAGAUCUGAAUGACAAGAGGGGUUCCCAUGUGAAGAUCAGGGUGAAGCUGUCUGCUCAGGACAGCUCCUCCAAGGCAUGCAUGGCAGGGGCAUUGGGGGAGCAGGAGGACGGUAUCAACAUGAGGAUGGUAUUUACUAAGGAGUCUAAGUGUGAAAUCCCAGGGCUUCAGGCAGGGAAGAAAUGUGACUUAUGUUUUCAAAAACUCAGAGUUGCUGUGUAUGGAAUGGAGAGGCAGGAGUGUGGAAGCAAGACCAGUCACUGCUGACCAGACAAGACGAGGGCAGCGUGGACCUGGGUCACGGGAGAUGGCUAUGAAAUGCCUACCGUCCAGCCCUGCUGUGUCACCAUCCCAGGCAUGGUUGUAACUGCAUUUGUCUCAUUGCUCUGCUUAAAGCCAGAUUUGAAAAAUUGGGAGGAAAAAGUUUUCAAGAUUAAAAACAAAAAGAACUUAGCUGUUUCUUGAAUGCCUCAUGUUUACCUGACAUAUUCCAUUCUCUUUCAUCUGUGUUAUCCAUAAAGAUCUUUGAAAAAUACAGUACUGUAUGGCACCUAGGCCAAGACAUUGUGCCUCUUUAGUGUCCAAUAAAUACUAGUAAUGAUAAUGAAAA